GUUCCGUUAAACUUUCUCUCGUUUGCCAAGCAAUAUUUCACACUAUAAAUCAUUGAGAUUAGAAUGUUUAUUAUCGUAAAGCUAUCUGGAUAUUAUAUAAAUAAAUAAAUUAACUAUUUGUGUACAACAUGUGCUUAAUUGGCGCAAAUAAUAGAAAAUAUUUAAUUUUUUUUUAAUUUUAUUGUAUAAACAUGGAUUCGCAAUAUGAUAAGUUAAGCCAGCAACAAAUUAAAAUUUCAAUAGCGAAGCCCGAAGCAAAAAACUUCAUCAAGGAUAAUGAUGCGCUUUCCGUAAGCUGCACUAAUAGUUCCAGUGAUACGAGCCGCGAAAAAUGGGGUAAAGAAAUUGAAUUUCUUUUCUCAUGCAUUGCCUUAUCUGUCGGUUUGGGUAAUGUCUGGCGUUUUCCUUUCAUUGCUUUGGAAAACGGUGGCGGUGCUUUUGUUAUACCCUACAUUAUUGUUUUGCUGCUUAUUGGUCGUCCCGUUUACUACAUGGAAGUGAUUAUUGGGCAGUUUGCCAGCAGAGGCUGCAUAAAAGCCUUCGACAUGGUCCCAUUAAUGAAGGGAAUCGCUUACGGCCAGGUAUAUGCAACAGCCCUAGCUACUACAUACUAUGCUUGUGUGAUGGCUCUAACUAUUAAGUAUUUAAUUGCUUCGCUCUCGGAAAUAUUGCCUUGGAGUUACUGUCAACCAGAAUGGGGUCCAUUAUGCAUAUCAACUGCGGCUUUCAAUCACACGCAUUUAAAUAAUAAUAAUAAUACUUUGCUAGGGAAACCAACGUCAUCGGCAGAACUUUAUUUCACUAAAACAAUUUUACGUGAAAAGGAUAAUAUUGAUGAUGGCAUUGGUGUGCCAAAUUGGGAUUUAGUUUUAUGUUUGCUCUCCGCUUGGUUGAUAAUCUGCACUAUUUUAAUAAAAGGUAUUCGCAGUAGCGGUAAAGCUUCCUAUUUCUUAGCCAUAUUUCCUUAUGUUGUAAUGAGCAUAUUGCUGUGUCGUGCUUUAACUUUGCCAGGAUCUUUGAACGGAAUUAUUUACUUUUUACGACCACAAUGGGAUCAACUAUUAAAUCCAAAUGUUUGGUAUGCAGCGAUUACACAAAUGUUUUUUUCUUUGGCCAUAUGCUUCGGUACAUUGGUAAUGUAUGCUUCUUAUAAUAAUUUUCGCAAAAAUGUUUAUCGGGAUGUCAUCAUCAUUACCAGUGUCGAUUCUAUGACGUCAAUAUUAGCUGGAUGCAUUAUAUUCGGUAUAUUGGGCAACUUAGCGUAUGAGACGAAUACACACGAUAUUGCUCAUGUGGUUAAGGGCGGCGCGGGCUUGGCAUUCAUUUCCUAUCCCGAAGCUAUUGCCAAAUUUAAAUAUCUACCGCAGGUCUUUGCUGUUUUAUUCUUUUUAAUGUUACUGGUAUUGGGUAUAGGCAGCAAUAUUGGCAUGGCAUCGUGUGUGAUAACCGUAAUUAAGGAUCGUUUUCAAUAUUUACCCCAUUGGCUAUUGGCUAGCGGUAUGGGUGUAGUGGGUUUCAUUGUCGGCUUGGUCUAUACUACGCCUGGCGGUCAAUACAUAUUAAAUCUGAUCGAUUAUUUUGGCUGUUCGUUUAUCGCCUUAUUUUUGGCCAUAGCUCAGUUGGUCGCAGUUUCCUGGUUAUACGGCGUUAAGCGUCUAUGUCAAGACAUUGAAUUUAUGUUGGGCUUAAAAACCGGUUUAUAUUGGCGUGUUUGUUGGGCCAUUAUAACGCCGGGUCUGAUGUUUUUAGUAUUAAUUUACAGUUUAAUCAAUUAUCAACCGCUGGACUAUAAAGGCGUAAAAUAUCCAGAUGCAGUCUAUAACUUUGCCUGGCUGAUCUGGGCUGUAGGUGUGGGCCAAUUGCCAUUUUGGGCUUUAUACACCAUUUCCCAACAAUCCGGGAAAACUUUUAAACAAAAAUUGCAUUUAGCGCUAAAGCCCACCGAUAAUUGGGGUCCUUUAGAAGCCAAGCUAUUAGAUGAAUACAACUUGCAGCGUAAAAGUUUCGAUUACAAUGAUAGUUUAACGUUAAGCUGGCGUAGUCGUAUUUACGAUAAUAUUUUCGGUUAAAAUGAUCGAUAUCGUCGAGAAGCUCGAAGGAAGCCAAGCUAUACUCACCGUUGUUGUUUUCUUAUAUAUAUUGCAUUAAUAAGAGAUGGUUCGCUUUGUUUUUU
This is a messenger RNA of Glossina fuscipes, 2173 nucleotides long. RefSeq names its product sodium-dependent nutrient amino acid transporter 1. Gene Ontology annotation, molecular function: L-amino acid transmembrane transporter activity. Lineage: Eukaryota; Metazoa; Arthropoda; Insecta; Diptera; Glossinidae. The transcript is spliced from 10 exons. Bases 192 to 2069 code for a protein of 625 amino acids. Gene Ontology annotation, biological process: sodium ion transmembrane transport. The record is from RefSeq and is a predicted model, not a curated record. Gene Ontology annotation, cellular component: membrane.